Messenger RNA from Saccostrea cuccullata (small rock oyster), 1244 nucleotides. RefSeq names its product scavenger receptor class F member 1-like. Bases 1 to 1080 code for a protein of 359 amino acids. Lineage: Eukaryota; Metazoa; Mollusca; Bivalvia; Ostreida; Ostreidae. The transcript is spliced from 4 exons. Gene Ontology annotation, molecular function: scavenger receptor activity. The record is from RefSeq and is a predicted model, not a curated record.
AUGGACACUUUACUGACAAUAUCAAUCUUGGUGUCGCUUAUAUAUGGAGAAUAUCUGCUACAAACGUGCCCUAAUUGUAGAAAUGAAGAAUGUGAUACAAAUGGUCAGUGUCUGAAUGGAUGCGAAGGUUCCAGAUGGGGAAAUUACUGCCAGUUAUCCUGUGGAAGUUAUUGUGGCGCAUGCAAUCAAACUUCCGGUGUAUGUUUCGGUUGUUCGACAGGUUAUUGGGGUUCUAAUUGUUUAAAACAUUGUCCUGAUGUUUGUCCAUCCAAAAGAUGUUCCCAGUCUAAUGGAUCCUGUCUUUAUUGUUACAGAGGUCGAUGGGGAAAAAGCUGCGAAAACAUAUGUUCCGAAUUUUGUCACCACUUGUCCUGUGAGUAUCAUACAGGCAGGUGUUUAAAUGGGUGUGAGCGAGGACGCUACGGAGAUACCUGUCACCUUUGGUGUAAUCCAGGUUGCUCUGGUGAUUUGUGUCUGCAAAAUGGAUCAUGCGUCAGCGGCUGCAAAGAACAAUUUUAUGGCCAUAAUUGUGAAAAAAGAUGCAGUUCAAAUUGUCUGCCGCCAUAUUGCAAUAAACAUACUGGUAUAUGUUCUGCCUGCCGAACUGGAUUUUAUGGUCAAUUUUGCACAAACAUUUGCAGCCGUAAUUGUGUUAACAAAACCUGCAGUUUAAAAGAGGGCUUUUGUACUCACGGUUGUGAGAAUGAGUGGACAGGAAAUCAAUGUGACGUGACCAGUGAAGUUGUCCCAUCCACGAUUAACGCUGCUUUAGUAAUAAGCAUCUGUCUUGGAUUAUUGUUGACGAUUUUCAUCCUGAUACUCAUUAUUAAAAGAUAUCAAAGGAAAUGUUUGCCAAGAUUCUGUUGCCCAACAACUGCGUCAAAUCCUUACACACAAGACGUUUGUGAAACCUGUCGUGACAAGAACAUAUCUACAAUUUCUAACGCUGAAGGUCCAGAUAGACCACAGAGCUUUGCUUCCAGCAGCAGCAGCUACGCCAACGCAUCACCUGUAGGCUAUAAUGUAUCAUAUCAGACGGAGGACGAUCAGAAUUAUGAUACGUUGACCGAAGGACCGUAGCAAAACAUAACUGACAAAAUUCUUCUUAGUUGAGGCAGUGAUUAUGAAAUAUAUAAUGCCUUUCAGAAUGAAAGUGAUUAAUAUGUCGAUAGGUUCUUUACAAUGAGUACUUUUGAACAUGCAUAUGAUCACAUUUAUAAUAAAUAACACGUAUCCUACCAAUC